AAUAGACCCACUGAGAAAGGUUGCGUGCGAUAGGCGAUUGUGUUUUGAUGAUUAGUCUGAAUUCUAUUUUCUUGUGGUAAUUUCCACGAGGCAGGACCAUUUCACUUGAGAAGUCAACAACAGAGGAUAAGACUUUGUGAAAUAGGCGCAUGAAUCAGAAAUAGCACAGUGGAGUUAGACGGAACACAGUACACAAGUUAAGAAUCUACUUCACCCAGGAACAGGAACUAUUACGCUCGUAGGAUGGACGUACAAGCUGAUGAUGUUGUUGACAAGUCACCUGCUGUUGUGGAGGACUCUGACAUCGACGACGUCGUCACGGUGACGCCAGAAUCCUCCGUCCCGUCACCAAAGACCACCAACUUCAGUAUCGCUGCUAUUCUAGGGGGGUCAUUAACAACAAAAACUCAGCAGCCCGUCCCAGAGCCAGAAAACGAUGACGACGACGACAUUGAAAUAACAGUUGAAUCUCUUGAUGGUGAGAGAGUAGACACACCGGAAGUUAGCAAAAUCGCAGACGACACACUAAAAGUGGUUGGCGAACUAGACUGUGUUGAGUGCCGACUGGAGACGAAAGAAUUAUGGGACAAGUUCCACGAUCUUGGAACUGAAAUGAUUAUUACGAAAACCGGCAGACGCAUGUUCCCGACUUUGCGUGUGUCCUUCACUGGCCUUGAACCCGACCAACGUUACAUCGUCGUCAUGGACGUGGUUCCCGUGGACAACAAGCGCUACCGGUACGCAUACCACAGGUCCUCCUGGCUGGUGGCAGGGAAAGCCGACCCCCCUUUGCCCGCUCGGUUCAAUGUCCACCCAGACUCGCCCUUUACAGGAGAGCAGCUGAUGAAGCAGACCGUGUCCUUCGAGAAACUGAAACUGACCAAUAAUAUUCUGGACAAGAGUGGCCAUGUGAUCCUCAACUCCAUGCACAAGUACCAGCCCCGGAUCCACCUACUGAAGAAGACGGAUGACACUCAGCUCCCUCUCUCUAACCUUGACAUGGAGAAGGUCAAAUCCUUCAUUUUCAAGGAAACCGUCUUCAUUGGCGUCACAGCGUACCAGAAUCAGCUGAUAACAAAGUUAAAGAUUGAUAGUAAUCCCUUCGCUAAAGGAUUCCGUGACUCUACACGACUCACAGAUUUUGACAGGGAAACAAUGGAACACCUUCUGCAGAACCACUCGUAUGCGCGAUCCCCACUCAAGGCCUUCACACCUGGCGAGAUGCUGGAGGAACACUACAAACAGGGAGGCCAAGAACCACCCGGAAUGCCUGUCAAUAUGAUGUCACCAUGGCGGUUUUCUAUGUCAGCACUUAGUGCCUAUCACGCUUCAGCCAAUGAAAAAUCUCCGUGUAAUCUCUAUGGCAACAUGUUCAAUCAUCCAUAUUUAAAUCUACGUAGUGAUAUCCAAUCAGCAGCGGCCCUCAACGAGAUGUUGAUACGUAGCGCCCUAUACAAGAAGAGCCUCCAAUCAACGUCAAUUGCUAGUCUAUAUGGCCACGCCCAUCGGUUCCACCCGUAUCUACAGUCCGAGAAGCAUGGCAAGGACGAGUCGUGAUGGGAGAGGCCAGAUGGAGCCAAAUGUCGAUGUGGGAGGUGCAAUGUUAACAUUUUAUGACAAUGAGAGAUGUGCAAUGUGUUUGGACCGACUGUGAUUAAGAGAUGAUUUUUGUUGACUUUAUCCUAAUGAUGGGACGAACAGGUUGUUGGAAAGGCGCCGAUUCUUCCGGAAAGAGAUUAAGCGAACUGUUACAGUGAAUAAGUUCUUGCAGAUAUUAAAUCUAGUCUUCAGAUUUAGAUUCUGCAAAUAUGACAUUCCCAUAGUCGUAAAACCCUUUCGAUACUAGACUCGGAGUCCACAAUACUGGCUGUGAAGUAUGAACGUUGUGCUCUGAGUAGUUGCGAAGUCAUCCUAGAAGCUGAGAAGGAGGAGGCGUCAUUUGGGUGCCCAUGAAGCUUAUCCUUCACCUUCACCUGUCUCUCCAAGCACUAUGUGUCAGUCUUGUCCAGUGACGUCAUUGCCCUAUGUGUUACCAUGGUGACCAGUGCCUUAGGCGCCGGCGCUCUGAUCUCACAUUGCCUUGUCCAUCACCACCACCAUCAGCACCACACCCUGUUCCAGACAGAACCAUCCAAUUCAUGGGCAGAGAAGCGCAUUCUGCCAACGAAGUCCAGAUGAGACGCUAAGCUCCUCCCACCCCCUUCGUUCACCUGCAAGGCUCAUCGAAAUAUGUCUCUAGGUGUCGCAACAUGUACACGUGGACCGAGGAGUUCUGUGAUGACAGCCGUGGGUUUCUACCACGCAUAUUUCAAGUGCACUGACAGAGGAAAUCCGCGAGAUUUAAAACUUUAUGAAGUCUAUUAAACUAUUGUACAUACGCGUAUAUUGUGUAAAGGAUUUUAUUGAAACUCUAUGUUCUGUUGUUGCUUAAUUAUGAACAUUCCGCUUUUGUUUUAAUUAAAAAUGUCAGUCUCUC
Haliotis rufescens (red abalone) is the source of this 2476-nucleotide messenger RNA. RefSeq names its product T-box transcription factor TBX20-like. The coding region runs from base 244 to 1557 and encodes 437 amino acids. Gene Ontology annotation, molecular function: RNA polymerase II cis-regulatory region sequence-specific DNA binding; DNA-binding transcription factor activity, RNA polymerase II-specific. Gene Ontology annotation, biological process: regulation of transcription by RNA polymerase II; heart development; cell fate specification. Gene Ontology annotation, cellular component: nucleus. NCBI's taxonomy places the organism in Eukaryota, Metazoa, Mollusca, Gastropoda, Lepetellida, Haliotidae. The record is from RefSeq and is a predicted model, not a curated record. The transcript has 8 exons.